Molecule: messenger RNA, 2388 nt
Organism: Nerophis lumbriciformis (worm pipefish)
Lineage: Eukaryota; Metazoa; Chordata; Actinopteri; Syngnathiformes; Syngnathidae
Gene: drd5a
Product: dopamine receptor D5a
Biological process (GO): adenylate cyclase-activating adrenergic receptor signaling pathway; G protein-coupled dopamine receptor signaling pathway; positive regulation of MAPK cascade
Cellular component (GO): plasma membrane
Molecular function (GO): G protein-coupled receptor activity; dopamine neurotransmitter receptor activity, coupled via Gs
Source: RefSeq, a predicted model, not a curated record
UUUGGCAUUGUUGUGACGUCAUGUCAGACCGAUUGGACAGUCACGCAGCCCGCGCUAAAAAUAGCCGUGACGUGACACAGAGUCACACGUGACUCACCUGCGCCACUUUGUUCUUUCCAAAAUGGCAACAAGUUGUUUGGCCGCCGUAAAGAGUCGCGGUGGCGGUCACGAUCUCGGUCUCGGUCUCGGUCUCGGUGGCGGUCACGGACGAUCCGGAGCGCGCGCUGUGACGCGUUCAGCACCACGGACAGCUCCCCGCGUCACAAAAUGGACACGCGCGCUUUUCUGACACCUUUUUCUUUUUCAAGCAUUUCUGCGCUUUUUGCCGCGUCGGCGAGCUCGCAUCCCGGACGAGCCGCGGGACGUCCGCACUCCGCUCUUCUCACGCAUCCCGGACGAGCCGCGGGACGUCCGCACUCCGCUCUUCUCACGCAGUGCGUAACGCGGCGUGAACGCACCUGGCAGUCGAGCGCGCGGGAAUCCCUCCUUCCACACGCGCGCGGGUGGUCGUCACAGGACCACGCGCAGGCUGCGACAUGAGCGCGCCGCUCGACGAUGCGCGCGGUUUUCGCUGACUUUCCCCGGGAGCGAUGCGGUGAUCCCGCGGCGUGCGGCGCGGCGGCGCGCGCGCGCAUGGAGAGCCCGGCCAAGUAUCUGUCCUCCGCGCAGGAGGCGACCGACUCCGCGCCGAUGUGGAACGGCAGCGGCUCGGCGGCGCCGGACGACAACGGGCGUGACGUGGCGUCGCGCGCCGUGACGGGAUGCCUCCUCUUCCUCCUCAUCCUGUGGACGCUGCUGGGCAACAUCCUGGUCUGCUCGGCCGUGCUGCGCACACGCCACCUGCGCGCCAAAGUCACCAACAUCUUCAUCGUGUCGCUGGCGCUGUCCGACCUGUUGGUGGCCGUGCUGGUCAUGCCGUGGAAGGCCGUGGCGGAAGUGGCGGGCUACUGGCCCUUCGGCACCUUCUGCAGCGUGUGGGUGGCGUUCGACAUCAUGUGUUCCACGGCGUCCAUCCUCAACCUGUGCGUCAUCAGCGUGGACCGCUACUGGGCCAUUUCCAGCCCCUUCCGCUACGAGCGCAAGAUGACCCAGCGAGUGGCCUUCGUCAUGAUCUUCCUGACCUGGACUUUGUCUCUGCUCAUCUCCUUCAUCCCCGUGCAGCUGGACUGGCACCGAGCGGCGUCCGGGACGCUCAACUCCUCCUCCGAGAGCUGCGACUCCAGCCUGAGCCGCGAGUACGCCAUCUCCUCGUCCUUGGUCAGCUUCUACAUCCCCGUGGCCAUCAUGAUCGUCACCUACACGCGCAUCUACCGCAUCGCGCAAAUCCAGAUCCGCAGAAUCGCCUCGCUGGAGAGAGCGGCGGAACACGCGCAGAGUUGCAGGAGCGAGCGGGUGGAGUGUCAGCACCACAACACUUUGAAGACCUCCAUCCGGCGGGAGACCAAAGUCUUCAAGACCCUCUCCGUCAUCGUGGGCGUGUUCGUGUGCUGCUGGCUGCCCUUCUUCGUGCUCAACUGCAUGGUGCCCUUCUGUGAGCGCCCGCCCACCGACCGCCACGCCGGCCUGCCCUGCGUCAGCGAGACCACCUUCGACGUCUUCGUGUGGUUCGGCUGGACCAACUCCUCGCUCAACCCCGUCAUCUACGCCUUCAACGCCGACUUCCGCAAGGCCUUCGCCGGCCUGCUGGGCUGCCGCCGCUUCUGCUCCGGCACGCCGGUGGAAACGGUGAACAUCAGCAACGAGCUGGUGUCCUACAACCAGGACACCGUCUUCCACAAGGAUGUGGCCAACGCCUACGUCAACAUGAUCCCCAACGUGGUGGAGUGUCUGGACCGCGAGGAGACCUUCGACCGGAUCUCGCAGUUCUCCGUCAACGACGACCACGCCGGCGACUCCGUGUGCGACCCGGAGGACUGCCAGGCCGUCAUCAGCCUGGACCGCAUGUCGCCGUUUACGCCCAACGGAUUACACUGACUCCCGCUACCCAGCAUGCCUCACUGCAGCUGCGUUUCUCGCAGGGGACCCGUUAAAGUGACGGACAGGAAGUGAAGCCCAGUGUAGUGGGCCUGGAAAUGUUACAAAAAGGCUUUCAUAUGGAAAUGUUGAGUCCUAACGUAAACAAAAUGAAAUGUUAGAAAUGUUGAGUCCUAACAUAAACAAAAUGAAAUGUUAGAAAUGUUGAGUCCUAACAUAAACAAAAUGAAACCUUAGAAAUGUUGAGUCCUAACAUAAACAAAAUGAAAUGUUAGAAAUGUUGAGUCCUAACAUAAACAAAAUGAAAUGUUAGAAAUGUUGAGUCCUAACAUAAACAAAAUGAAACGUUAGAAAUGUUGAGUCCUAACAUAAACAAAAUGAAAUGUUAGAAAUGUUGAGUCCUAACAUAAACAA